AUGUCUGAAGAGGGUGUUAAGAAAGAUAUCGUAGCAAGCCUAGAGUCCGACGCGGAUUCUAACAACCACGUUAUACCUAGCGAGAAGGCGAAGAUACCAUGGUGGUCAUAUAUCUGGGUAUGUCCCAUCACUCACUUAUUCAUUGCUCGCUCCGAAGAGAGCAUAGAAAAACCCCUAACACUUCAACCAGGACUAUGACCCACUCCAAACGCCCAGGGAACGAAAGUUCCUCCAAAAACUAGACAUUUCCCUCCUCACAAUUCUCUCCUUCAGCUACUUUAUCAAAAACCUCGAUCAAACAAACAUCGCCAACGCCUACGUAUCGGGUAUGAAAGAAGACCUCCGCAUGAACGCCAACGAACUAAACUACAUCGACAUAUCUUGGACAUGCGGCUACGUAAUCGGCCAACUCCCUUCCCAAAUAAUCCUCACAAAAGUCCGACCAUCAGUCUGGAUCCCCUCUUGCGAACUCGUUUGGACGAUCUUGACGUUUUGUUUAGCGGCUGCCACGACUAGCAAACAGGUUAUCGCUAUCAGAUUCUUUGUUGGACUCGCUGAGAGUAUCUUUUAUCCUGCAGCUCAUUUUUUGAUUGGGAGUUGGUAUAAGACUGGGGAGCUGGGGAAGCGGGCUUGCAUUUUUCAUGCGAGUUCUGCGGCGGCGGGAAUGUUCUCGGGGUAUUUGCAGGCAGCUGUUUACAAAGAACUUAAUGGUGUUCAUGGGAAAGCUGGAUGGCAGUGGUUAUUCAUCAUGGAUGGAGUUAUCUCAGCACCAAUCUGCCUGGCUGGGUUCUUCCUUAUCCCUGAUCUGCCCGAGAAUACGCGAGCGUUCUAUCUUACCCAAGAAGAUAAAGAACUGGCGAGAAAGAGAAUGAGCGAUAUUGGGAGGGCCCCGAGGAGAAAGUUAGGUUGGGAUAUUUGGAGAAGGGCGUUCAAAAGGUGGCAUGUUUAUGUUCUGACCGUGUUGUAUAUUUUAUUUUUGAACUCGACGCCGAGUACCAGUGUUGCGCCUUUGGCUUUGUGGCUGAAGAGCAGGAACUUUCCGGUCACCCAAAUUGUAAGUUCCGCCUUUCUCACUUGGUUUAACCGAAGCAAGGCACAAGGUUACGCAAUCUCAGUGUCUAAUCAACGGUCUAUCACACACCACGAACAAAAGAAUCCUUAAUGAUCAUCUUGUCCCUUUCAAUUUACACCCUUGAAAGUACCCUCGCUAACUAAAAACCCCAGAACAUUAUCCCAACUGGCCAAAGUGCCGUACAACUAGUAACAACAGUCGGCCUCGCAAUUUUAAGCGACUUCCUCCGCAGCCGCGCAACAGUAAUGUACAUAGCAACCGUAUGUCCCCUUCACUCCCCCUAAUCCUAAACCCUUUCCACCUCUAAUAUAGCGAAGUCCCUAGGUCUCCUCUCCUCCCUCCUACUGGAAAUUUGGACCAUCCCAACCGGCCUGAAAUACACAGCCUACUUCCUAUCGCGCGCUGCCGUAGCUUUCGGACCUCUAUCCAUGUCCUGGGCGAACGAAAUCUGCACCUCCGAUGCGGAAGAACGCGCGCUGGUAAUAGGGAUAAUGAAUGCAACCGCGUACGCAUUCAAUGCGUGGUUGCCACUGCUUACGUAUCCUGUGAAGGAUGCGCCAAGGUUUAGGAAGGGGUUUAUUUGGAGUUGUUGUGUGCUUGUUGGCCAGGCGGGAGCCACGGGUGUUGUGGCGUGGCUUUGGAAGAGAGAAGGGAGGAGGAAGGGUGGGGAUGGGGAAGGUAUUGAGGAGGGUGGUAAUGGAGACAGGGAGGAAACGAGAGAGGUGGGUGUGAGG
Messenger RNA from Hymenoscyphus albidus, 1806 nucleotides. The record is from the annotation of a GenBank genome assembly. Lineage: Eukaryota; Fungi; Ascomycota; Leotiomycetes; Helotiales; Helotiaceae.